Molecule: messenger RNA, 684 nt
Organism: Mixia osmundae IAM 14324
Lineage: Eukaryota; Fungi; Basidiomycota; Mixiomycetes; Mixiales; Mixiaceae
Exons: 3
Coding region: 1-684 (227 amino acids)
Biological process (GO): vesicle fusion; endoplasmic reticulum to Golgi vesicle-mediated transport
Cellular component (GO): cis-Golgi network; SNARE complex; Golgi medial cisterna
Molecular function (GO): SNAP receptor activity
Source: RefSeq, a predicted model, not a curated record
AUGAGCUGGGACAGCGUGCGCAAAGGCAUAAGGACACUCGAAAAUGAGCUCGAAGGCUUGCUCACACAGUACUCGAAGCUCGCAGCAACGAACUCGACGGCGUACUCGAGCUCGGGCAGACUGACCGAAGCGACUCAGCGCGAAUAUGGCCAAGUCGAGCAACAGAUCAGCCAAAGCCUCGGCAGACUCACCGAGCUUGUGGAGCAGAUGUCCGAUCUGCUCGAUCAUGAUCCCACUGCUUCGACUGCCAUGGUCCACACAGCCACACGACAUCGCGAAAUCCUCGCAGACUACACGCGAGACUUUCGACGAACACAGAAGUCGAUAACAGAUGCCGAGUCACGCGCAAAUUUGCUGGGCUCCGUGCGAGAGGAGAUAUUUGCAUUCAGGGCGAGCACGAAUCCGAGCGCGCAAGAUCAGCUGUUGAGCGAACGGGGAAAGAUAGACAGCAGCCAUCGCAUGGCCGACGAUGUUCUCGGCAUGGCCUAUGAGACGCGCUACGAAUUCUCCCGGCAACGUAGUACGAUACAGGGCGUCAGCACGCGCAUCAAUGGCGUUCUAGCCCAGGUACCUGGCAUCAAUUCGGUACUCGGGAUGAUCAACUCCCGGCGAAGGCGAGAUACGUUCAUUCUGGGCGGUAUCAUCGCAGUCUGCACAUUGCUGCUGCUUUGGUACGUCUUCUGA